AGCUACAUUCCAGACGGUUAUUCAAAGGCGGCUAAAACAGCGCACGCCGUCGGCGAUUUGAACGCUCGCUAGCCGCUGGAAAGGAUCAUGUUCGCCGAAGUCUGACUGUGCCAAUUAUUCUCUUCGGAAGCUUACAGAGAUGCAUUUAGUAACAAAGAUGUUCCUGUCAGCAGACCAGUAACAUUGUAACAUAACUAUACACUACAAAUUUCCCUUGAAAAAGAAACAUCGUCUUAGGCGAUUCAUGGUGUCGGCUAUGGCAGAAUGCGUGAGAGUGGUAGUUCGCUGCCGCCCCAUGAACAGAAGAGAACUAGACCUACGUUGUAAAAACGUAGUGUCUAUGGACAACUCUCAGGCCGAAUGCAAACUUAUUAACCCUGACGACAACUUAGCACCACCAAAAAGAUUUACCUUCGAUGGGGUGUACGACGUUAAUUCAACAACAGAAGAGUUGUACAAUGAAGCAGUCUAUCCUUUAGUAGAGGGUGUGCUGGAAGGCUAUAACACCACAAUAUUUGCUUACGGUCAGACUGGAUGUGGAAAAAGCUUUACAAUGCAAGGUAUCUGCGAACCACAGUCGCAACGUGGGAUAAUUCCAAAAUCGUUUGAACAUCUGUUUGAAGCUAUAUCUGUAUCCGAAGGAACCAAAUAUCUUGUACUGGCGUCAUUUUUGGAAAUUUAUAAUGAAGAGAUAAGAGACCUAUUGGGAAACGAAGUAAAGCGGAAACUCGAAUUAAAAGAGCACUCAGAUAAGGGUCUUUACGUCCAAGAUCUGUCGUUGCAUCCUGUUCAGAGCGUUUCUGAGAGCGAGCAGCUGAUGGCGAGGGGCUGGAAGAACCGCGCCACGGGCGCUACGCUCAUGAACGCCGAUUCGUCGCGAUCGCAUUCCAUAUUUAGUAUCCAGCUGGAAAUGAUGCCAGUGAGUGCAUUGGAAUGUGACAUCCCUGUCAACAAAGUGCGGAAAGGAAAGUUAAAUCUAGUUGAUUUAGCUGGAAGUGAAAGACAAUCAAAAACAGGGGCCGCUGGAGACCGACUUAAAGAAGCAAUCAAAAUUAAUCUCUCGUUAACAGCUCUUGGUCAUGUAAUAUCAGCAUUAGUCGAUGGAAAGUCAACGCAUAUUCCGUACCGGGACUCCAAGCUUACGAGAUUACUCCAAGAUUCCUUAGGAGGCAACACGAAAACUCUUAUGGUAGGUUGCAUAUCUCCUGCUGAUAACAACUACGACGAAACACUGAGCACUUUACGGUACGUGAACAGAGCAAAAAAUAUAAAAAAUAAACCACGCAUUAAUGAGGAUCCCAAGGACACACUACUGCGAGAGUAUCAAGACGAAAUACGGAAACUGAAGCAAAUGCUGGAAUCAACAUCAGUCUCGGACAAAGGCAGCCUUGUGGAACAGGAGAGAGAGAAGCUGAGGCUGGAGUACGAGAAGCAGAUGGAAGAGAUGAGGAGGGAAUACGAGGCAGAGCACGUAAACAACUGCAAGCUGCAGGCAGACAUGCACGCCCUCAAGAAGCAUUACGAGCAGCAGCUGGACAAGAUUAACCGACAGGAGAAGUACGAUGCAGCCUUUCCAUCAAAUGGAGUCUCAGAUGAGAGUGGAAAACUGGAAGCCUCAAUCGGGACUAAAAUGAAGCUGAAUGCAGCACACCAGGAAGUUCUUCAAAGGUUAGAAAGGCUGCAAAAGAGCAUGAUAGGCGGUGAGUGCGCCAACGAUGAGGAACUGAAGGAGAAGCGACUGCGGAAGAAGCGUGCGUCCGAGCGUCGCCUAAGAGCCCUCGCACAGGUCCUGUCCAAGGUCAGCGACGACGACGGGCUCAUGCUCAAGGUUUAUGAUGAUAUAGACCAAGAGCUCCGUACAAAAACAGAAUUGCUGAAGAAGUACAAAAUGAAGAUAAGAGAGCUGGAAUGUGAGAACUCCGACCUGCAAGGCGAAUUUCAAAAAGAAAGAACUGACUACCUUGAAACAAUAAGGAAACUUAGCCGCGAAUUGAAACUGUAUCAGCAAAUAACCGAGAAAAUAGUGCCAACAUUAAGAAAGGAGUGCAACUAUAGUGAUUUGGAAGCAAUAAAAAAGGAAGCAUCGUGGAAUGAAGACACGGAGCAAUGGAAGUUACCUGACCUAGUCAUCACGCGGACCAGACUGCCUCCAACAGGUCUGCAGCCGAACGGCAUCAGCCUGCGGACGUCAUCGGCGGCGUGGUCGCCCAGCGGCUCGUCCAGAGGCAGCUCCACGGCCAACGAGUCCAGCCACUCCACGUCGCCUCCCAUCCUCACCAGGUCGCCCGAGUUCGUCGAGCCGGACAACAAGGUUGUCUUGCAGAGGUUCCACCGAAGUGACGAACAGAGCAUUGUAACCGACUAUUUCAAGCCAAAGAGAGCUGCAGAGCGUCUGAACAGAGUGAAAGAAGAGGCGAGCCACGCAUUCAAUACGUGGAGAGGUUACAAAAAUAAACGCAAAGCUAACCAGGCAAGUGAGGUGAAUGGCAUUUCAAACUUGAAUCUCAGCAAAAGUUGUUUGCAUUCUUCGGUGGGUGACCUUUCAUUUCUUUCACCUGUGAAAGGGAACACAUCAUUAAAUAAUUCAUGGUCUGGUGGAAUAACCACUAGUGAAGUGGGACACACACGCGACAUAAAAAAAUAGUUGAAAAUUUAUUUUUGUAUUUUGAAUGGCUCUAAUUUUAUUUGUUGGAAACUCAUUGCUCAUAUUGUGUGAAGAAAUUCCAUCAGAAUACAGAAUUUAUUUUCAUACCUUUGAAAAUGAAUUAUGUAGAAAUUUGUAAAUAUUCUUAGAAUUAAAUGAGACAGAUAUUAAAGCAAUACAUGGACUUUGUACAAAAUGUUAACAUUUGAAAGAAGUGUGCAAUUUAUUCUACACUUGUUAUUUGUGGCAUGAUAAAUAAAGAAUAUAUAAAGAAGCAGCCAGCCUGAGGUGCUAUUUUGUUUAUGGAGCUUGUAGCUACUUUUUUUUAUUUUUUUAAGGAAUACAUGAACAGAAAGGGAAAAGGAAGGUGUGAGUUGACACAUUGAUUGAUUUAUAAGCUACAUAAUUAUAUUUUUAAUGUGGCAUACUGAACCUGCACAUAGAUAGCAGAGCUAUAAGAUAAAAUGUAGCUUUAUGAGAAGGAAAAAAGUUACAAUGAAGAUGGUGAAGUACUUUUAGAAAGAGAUACAAAAAGUAUUUACUGAUAAAAUAAAUAGAAGAAUACAACAUUGUAAUGAAAGGAACAGAUAAGAAUAACAAACUGUAAUUAAUCACAAUGAGGAUCUGAUUGGGAAUACAACAAAAUAUUCAUGGAUUUAAGCAACCGCUAUAAACCAGAUAACAGAAAUGGUCUGUGUAGUUUCAUGUUAGACACACGACUUGGGUUUGAAAUAUGCCUCAUGCUUGAGCAAAUAAGGCUGAUAUCUAAUGUUGGGGUAUAGAGAUAUUCUUGGUAUCAAAGCAGCUCUGAAAGUUGUGGCUAUAUUUCGACAAUUGGAUGUUUCACUUUACUCUUAUAAACAUUACAAAUGAGUCCAUUUAACCUGUCAGAUAGUUAUGCACUGCUUUCGCUUCCACAGACUUGAUUAAGUACAUUGUGUUAGUAACACACUCAGACCUUACACAACUUCUGUUCACAUGUAGUGAGGUGAUGUAGAAUGUACUCACAAAAAUGAUUGAAUACACAUGACACAGAUGCACAAUGCAGCAGUGCAAAAUUAUGUUUAGUGUUUGCUAAAUAUUGUCCAUGUUUGUGACCAGAUUUUCUUGUUCUGUUUUUUAUAAUUUUUGGUGAUUGCCUUACAUUUGAUUUUAGUACUUUUAAUAUGGAUGUGCUUGAACUAAUACUGGAACAAAACUGAAAAUGAAGUGAUAUUCUGUUAAACAUUCCCUGUACCUAUACUGCAUAUUUCUCACUGUGCUGUGGAAGAGCACUUUUGUUCAAAGUUGUACUGAAUGCAAAAUAAGUACAUAUGUGGCAAACAUAUAGAUGAAUAAAAACUGUUAUUACUGUAGUCAGUUGCUAUAGUGAGCUCUGUUCUGAUGGAAAAUGCUGCCCCAUAAAUGUUCCACACAGAGAAACAUCUUGUCUGUCAGUGCCCACCUGGACCAUAAAAGUGACUUGUAAGAGUAUCACAAGCUGUAAUUAUUUAGUGUGUUUCUUCAAGGAAACUUACUAUAUUACUUACUUAUAUACAAGACUUUUUUGUAAAACUGUAAAUAAAGUUAAAUAAUUUUGAAGAUGUACAGUUCCUUUGGCUUUGUUUGUGAGAAAAUUUAUUGUAAGUUAUAAAUUUUAGUAAGCACAGAACAUAGAAUGGUGUAAGUAAUCAUUAAUGUUCCCAGUAAUCAAUGGCUAAUCUAAUACUCAUAAUUGUGUCGUUAACAUGUUCGCUAUGAUACCAGAAUUACUUAUAGCUAGUUGUGGUACAGGGCACCCUCUGCCACACACCACAUGGUUGCUUGUGGAAUAUGUAUGUAGCUGCAGAUGAAGAAUUGUAUAUUUCACAGUAAUGAGGGAGCAGCUCAUGUAGUUGAGUACAAUACUAUAAUGGAUAUUCUAACUCACCAGGUUACAAGUUUAUGCUCUAAAUUACUUUCUGUUUUCUAAAAACAUGUUUAGAAUGUUUGAACUUGUGAACAAAUACAGUUUCUUAUGCUAAGCUAAUGUAGUGCUGCGAAGAGGGAUUACUAAUUACAUUACUCAAGAUGUGCACAUAUUUUCAUCAGUUUAUGGCAUGUCAGUUUUAAUGAUCACUUCUGUGUCUGAGUAACAUUCAUUGAUUAACCUCAAGUUCAUAAUGGAUAUGAGUAUAAUAAAUGAAUGGUAAUUCAUGGUAA
Molecule: messenger RNA, 4825 nt
Organism: Schistocerca gregaria
Lineage: Eukaryota; Metazoa; Arthropoda; Insecta; Orthoptera; Acrididae
Gene: Kif3C
Product: osmotic avoidance abnormal protein 3
Exons: 17
Coding region: 245-2644 (799 amino acids)
Biological process (GO): microtubule-based movement
Molecular function (GO): microtubule binding; microtubule motor activity; ATP binding
Source: RefSeq, a predicted model, not a curated record